CCCUUCAUACAUUAAAUUAACGCAAAGCCGCGCAUUAAAUACAACAGCCCGCUCCGUUUACGCCUUUGACUCUACCAGGCAUCUAAUUUAAUACUCUUUCUCCUGUGACUCUUCGAAGAUGGAGACCAACGACGCUACCUGUGCGGACAUCGAUGCCCAAUCACCACCACCACCACCACCACCAUACGAAGCUGCUGCCACCCAUGCUCAAAGUCAACGACUUCAACCCGAAGAACUACCUACCUUGGUUCUUGAUGGAGUCUUGAUAUAUUCUCGGUUACAUCAAGACCGCCCGCUUUACGAACUCAACAGCCCACCGUGCGAAGCGCUAUGGCCCAAGUACACCCUUCACAAGAUUCGGCACAAAGUCUCGCAGGCAAACGGUUCGGUCAAAAUGAGGUCGCGCAAGGAUCACAUCUACACCAUCAAUUCCAACUACGUGAGCUUUGGGAUGCGAAGUGUUCAAAUUUUUGGAAAUGCAGGCCUAAAAGAUGUUUUCAAAGAGGUGUCCAUGUCUCAAGGUAUCGGGCCUUCUUCAUUCAAGGUCGCGGGGCAUUUUCAAAUAAGUCGAUCGGCCAAAAAUCGAUUGCAGCAUGGCAGCGAAAUUUGUUGGAUGGAUACCGACGGCCAACUGAUUGCAGUUGAAACCAAGGUGGAGCGUGAUGAGGAAGACAAUAUCCAAGAACCACCUCGCCUCGAGAUCAAAGCGAAGCGGGAUGAGAAAGUCCUCGAUCUCUUAGUGGCAUGUUGGUGUGCGCGGUUAUGGAAACAGGCUGAAAAAGAAUUGACUGAACCAAUCACAUGGGACUCAAUUAAAAAGACUGUUGGGAGAUACUCUAGAAGCGGGACCAUUUGGGGUAAUUAUCGGUAGUUGCAGCUUGGCAGUCAUGACUACCACUCUUCGAAUACGGCUUGGAAUGCAGUCUCAUCGCAGACAAAUAGUCUAGCUAUUAGGGCCGGAGUCCCAAGCAGCGGUCUGAUGCAAAUCCGAUGGGGAGUGCAAAGUCUCUGCAUCAGAAUUGACGUAAGCCGGAAGGAGUCGAAGGAGUUAUAGGGAGGGGGACAAUGUUGGGAAUUACUACCCAGUCUUACAAGUCUAAAAGACUUGGGCACGCGCAAUUGCAGGAACUCACAGCGAGCGCUUAUGUACAUAGCAGCAACGGGGACUCGUAAUCAAUUCUAAUAGAAAGCCGACAACUAGGUCUAAGCAUACUGGUACAAAAAUUGAUGACAGAUCUCAGCCGCGGUGGGCGAUGUUCCUAUCGCUAGACGUUCAAUGGAUUCAAUGUAUCUUUUUCACGAUCUUCCUGUCGUUC
Ilyonectria robusta is the source of this 1316-nucleotide messenger RNA. RefSeq lists its product as uncharacterized. NCBI's taxonomy places the organism in Eukaryota, Fungi, Ascomycota, Sordariomycetes, Hypocreales, Nectriaceae. The transcript is spliced from 2 exons. The record is from RefSeq and is a predicted model, not a curated record. Bases 119 to 871 code for a protein of 250 amino acids.